AUGCGGUUGGAUCUAUUAGAAUCUUUUGUCCGUGCACGCUUAUGCCCAACAUAUUCACAUGAACAAGAAUGCUCCAUCGAUAAGAUAGGUGUAUUUCCCAAACCCAGUAUUCCUGCGACCUUGAAGUCUUCCAGCCUACCGAUUUUACUGUUAUGUGGGGUUUUUCUUCCACCUGGAUCUGAAGAAGUAGAGUGGGGAGCAAAAGUCAUAAACUGGUUGCCAAAAGGCCUCCAACCCCUGCUGCCAGAAAAUGUUGUAGCAGACUUCACCAAAUUUGCUCUUUCAGGCCACAGCAGAGGUGGGAAUACAGCAUUUGCAAUAGCACUUGGGCGUGCCAAAACUUCCCUGUCCCUCAAAAUUUCAGUCCUAAUAGGCAUUGAUCCUGUGGCCGGUGCAACUCGUAAUAUCCUCACCUAUUCCCCUCAAUCUUUCGACCUCUCGAUUCCAGUCACAGUGAUCGGCACUGGCCUGGGACCGGAAAGUAAAAAUCCUUGCAUGCCACCUUGUGCCCAAUAUGGCGCGAACCACAAGGAGUUCUUCUAUGAGUGCAAGCCUCCAUGUGCACAUUUUGUUGUGAAGGACUAUGGUCACAUGGACAUGUUGGACGACGAUCCACAGGGCAUGGUUGGGGCAGUGUCGGGGUGCAUGUGUAAAAACGGGACAGGACCGAGGGAGCUAAUGAGGAAGACUGUGGGUGGGAUUGUUGUGGCGUUUCUGAAUGCUUAUUUGAAUGGUGAUGAUAAGGAUUUGGUUGCCAUUGUUGGCGAUCCUGAUAGUUCUCCUGCAAAGCUUGAACCUGUGGAGUUCAUUAGAGCAUAAGUUCAAGCUCAAGGUCGUCUUGAUAAUAGUCACCGACAUUAGCUGCACAUAUUAGCACAUAAAGAGGGGGUUAUAAAGCCUAUCAGUGGCUAAUUUCGGUGAUUAUUUUCAGGCUUUCUUCGAGGGUUAUUCAGAUCCUAGAGUGUUAUUUUCGAAUAAACAGCUCGGCCAUCAAAUGUGUGUGCCCAAGUACUGAAAUUUGGGGGUUUAUAUGUACUAGAACCAUCUCAAGUUUAUUAUGAAUUUCGGUUUAGAUAUGUAUUUAAAUGUCAUAAGAUAAAAUGUUAGAUGAUGAUGCGGUAAAUUGACAUUUUGUAAAUAUCUUGCUCCAACCGAGAUGCCGAAUAAAAAUACUGUUUUAUUA
Molecule: messenger RNA, 1183 nt
Organism: Malus domestica (apple)
Lineage: Eukaryota; Viridiplantae; Streptophyta; Magnoliopsida; Rosales; Rosaceae
Source: RefSeq, a predicted model, not a curated record